AUGUCACACCGGCAACAGAGCGCGGCGCAAGCCCGAGGGCAAGGAAGUCCGAGGAGAGUGACUGAAGAGCCCAAGGAGACAAAGGGCUCCGAGCACCGAUCCGCCCGCGCAGCGGCCGAGCAGAAAGCCUCGCGAUGCGCCACGCCCACCUGGGCCUGCAUAGUCAUCGCGCUGAUGGCGAACCAAGCAGUUGCUGACCCGAGGGCGUGCAGCGAAUGGGCCCACCAAGGCGAGUGCGAGAGGAAUCCGGCGUUUAUGACGACGAACUGCGCGGCCUGGUGUGCUGACAUCUCACACCAGUCGAGGGCCUGCAGCGAAUGGGCCAACCAGGGUGAGUGUGAGAGGAAUCCGGCGUUUAUGGCAACGCACUGCGCGGCCUGGUGUGCCACCGAAGGCUGUGCUGCAUGGGUAUCUGUGGGCGAGUGCGCUCGCAACCCUGCUUUCAUGAGCAAGAUGUGCGCCCGCUCGUGCGCUAUGCUCGCGCUGGGAGAGGAGGCGGAGCUCAAGCCGGCAUAUGAUGAUGUCCACAGUACAUCCGGUGCAGAGGUGGAGCCCGAGCCAGCGCAUGAUGAUGCCAAUGCCGAGGCGGAGCGAACGCCGACGGGUGGUGAUGUGCCGCUGAAACCGCCCGGGGAGAGUGCUCCCCAGCCGGCGGACCCAUCAUCCGCGUCGCAGUCAGUGGAGAGCGGAGAUGCGCGCUGCAGCACUUGGGCGGCCCAUGGCGAGUGCGCUCGCAAUCAGGUUUACAUGUUGAAGACCUGCGCAGAGGCGUGCGCACAGAUGGAGGAUCUGGCGUUUGCAGACGAGGAGCCGCACUGCGCAACCUGGCCAUCCACAGGCGGAUCGGCCUUCUUGUGGGAGCGGGCUUCUUCUCCUGGCGGCCGACUCCUCGCGCUUCGCCGGCGCUUCGAGAGGAGUCCGAUUUCGACCGCAGUUUGCAUACUUGCUGGCCUCGCAAUUGCCUUGGUGGCCCGACGCCGGUCCUCCUUCGACGGCGACGACGGGAAGGACAAGCAGAGACGGCAACAGGCGCCGGUGCCCGCCGCAAUGGCGGGCGAUGCGCCGCUGCAGGUGCACGGCGAGGAGGUGACGGUUCACGAUGGCGGGUACGCACCGCAGCGUGCGCGCGCGGUGCUGGACACGGGCAACGCGCACAUGACCGUGAUAGACGAGGCGUUCGCGCGGCGGCACUUCAUCUACUCGAGCUCGUUUGCGCCCGUGGGCUACACGACCCUCCGCGGUAUCAAUGCCGAGACGAGGGCGCCGGUGGUGCUGGCGGUGGUCACGCUGCGCAGCCGAGAGUUUCGCAUCCGGGCCGCCGUCUCGCCACUCGCACGGAUGGAUGUCCUGGUGGGCAUGGACAUUCUCGAGGCGCUGUUUGCAGAAGGGCUCGCGCUGGGCCAAAAGAUAGGCUCGCUCCCUUCGUAG
Molecule: messenger RNA, 1428 nt
Organism: Emiliania huxleyi CCMP1516
Lineage: Eukaryota; Haptophyta; Isochrysidales; Noelaerhabdaceae
Exons: 3
Coding region: 1-1428 (475 amino acids)
Source: RefSeq, a predicted model, not a curated record